This is a messenger RNA of Dromaius novaehollandiae (emu), 2973 nucleotides long. It is a transcript of the gene COIL, whose product is annotated as coilin. The record is from RefSeq and is a predicted model, not a curated record. Gene Ontology annotation, biological process: spliceosomal snRNP assembly. Gene Ontology annotation, molecular function: U1 snRNA binding; U2 snRNA binding. The coding region runs from base 46 to 1902 and encodes 618 amino acids. NCBI's taxonomy places the organism in Eukaryota, Metazoa, Chordata, Aves, Casuariiformes, Dromaiidae. Gene Ontology annotation, cellular component: Cajal body. The transcript has 7 exons.
CGCCGCCGUCUUCCCUCCUCCCCCUUCCCUUCCUCCUCCCCCAAGAUGGCGGCGGCGGCGACGGCCGGCGGCGACGCGGGCCCGGCCCCGGUGCGGCUGCGGCUGCUGUUCGACUACCCGCCGCCGGGCAGCCCGGGCUGCGCGCUGUGCUGGCUGCUGCUGGAGCCCGGCCAGGUGCGCCUCGUCACCGACCUGCUCAGCCUCAUCCGCCACCGCUUCGGCUUCAGCCGCCGCGCCCGCCUCAGCCUCUUCCUGGAGGGGGCGCUGCUGCCCCCCACCGAGAGCGCCCGCCUCGUGCGGGACAACGACUCCCUGCGAGUAAAACUGGAAGAGGUAGUGGCAGAUGAUUCCGAAGAGAUAGACAGCGGCUUCUUUGGUACGUCAAGGCAAGUCCAAAAAAGGCACAGACAAAAGCUGGAAGAGGAAGGAUUCUCUAGAAGUGAAGAAGACAGACACAAAAGGGAAAAGAAAAGGAAUAAACAUAAUCCUGAGUAUUCCUCCUGUAGGGAAGAAACCUCUGCGAAUAGUUGGGACUCUCAAAAAAAGUACAAGAAAAGAAAAAGGAAGGAAGAAAUUACUGAAAAAGAAAGAGUCACAGAAGGUAAGGAGGAGAGCUCUACUGAUCAACUUAAAAAGCUUAAAAAAACAGGGAGGGAGAAGGAGUUGGCAACAAAAAGGAAGGAUGGAAAGCACACAAAGGCUGCUGGAGCAAAGACGGCUUUAGAACUGGUGAAUGACAGCUUUCCCCUAAAUUCUGGUAAAAGUAACACCAAAAAAAUCACAACACAAUCCAGGAACAAGACGGUGGGAGCUUCAGAAUCCGAUUCCUCCAGCACAUCAUCCGACAGUGACAGCAGUGAAGUAAAUAUAAAGCAGAGUAAAUCUUCCCAUAAACCUGUGGUGGCAACACUUCCCAGAAGCGCAUCCCAAGUUGCUGCAAAUUCUGAUGUGAAAACUGCUGUUUCUAGUAAAGUGACUGUAAAGUCUAAAGCUGAAAACUCCACUAAGACUGCAGUUAGUAAAAAAUCUAAAAAGUCCCAGUCCUCUAGCUCCGAUUCUGACUCAAGCGCAGAGGACAACAAAGUGGUAACAGCACAAAACAGUACCACAAAGAAAAAGCCACUGCCUAAUAAUGCAGCCGCUGUAAAAACCAGUACCCCAAAGGCUCCCAAUGCAAAGAUCUCCUCUUCAGAGUCUGAUAGUUCAGAUUCAGAAACACUUGUUAUUAAAAAACCCAAAGCAAAUGCUGGACCGAGUAAUUCUGUAGUAAGAAAUGGUGAUAAACAGUCGGCAGCCAGCGUUCAAGGAGCGCUGCCCAGCCCAGUUCUCGGAAGGGGGCGAGGAAUGGGAGAUGAAAACUUCUGGAGAGGAUCGAGGGGCCGCGGGUUUCGUGGGAUGACGAGGGGCCGCGGCCGUGGGAGAGGAGAAAACCAGGGCUUCUUCUAUAACUACGACAGUGAAGGCCAGAAACAGAGGCAGUUAAAUGAAGCAGUAACAAACACUUCUGUUCUUGUGCAGAAUCCUGUGGAGGUCCCCAAGAGAAACUACAGCGUAUUACCUCUUCUAGCUGCCCCACCACAAGUGGGAGAAAGAAUUGCCUUUAAGCGCUUGGAACUAACUGAUAAUUACAGUCCUGAAGUUUCAGACUAUAAGGAAGGGAAAAUAAUCAGUUGGAACGCUGAUAAGAAACAGAUAGAGCUUGAGAUCCUUUCAUCACCUGCAGUGGCUAAAGAACCAGGGAAAUUUGAUCUCGUUUACCAGUCUGCAGAUGGAGCUGAGCUGAUAGAGUACGCUGUUUCUCAGGAUACAAAGAUAACUGAAAGUUGGGAUGCAUUGAUAGAGCCAAGAUUGAUUGUUGAGCCUCCGAUUAAUGGAUCGAGCCUUGAAAAUGGAAAAAUCUAAGAUAUGAACAAAUGUAAAUAACUCUACGGACUGUUUUGUGAAGUACUACCUUCUAGUUACGAAGACAGCAGAUCCACUGGUGGAUAUUUUUAAUAAAUGAUUUUUAAAUGAAAUUAUGCCAAAAGAAAAAUAAAUACUUCUUUUUUUCUUAGGAUAUGUUUUUAUUUAAUAUAGGAAUGCUUUGUUUAAUAUAGGAAGUAUUUUUUUAUAGAAGCUUAAUAACAAUUUUUACAUCCUAUGGCUCUGAGUUGCAAAAUUGGAACGGUUUGCUCAAAGAGAUAAAGUAAGACUUUCUGAUACUGUCAGUAGCUCCACUUUGUCUAGCCAGACUAGAGCAGUAUAACUGCAAUACAAAGGUGACUUGCUGUGAGGAUAAUUAAAAACAGCAUUAAAAAUUAAAUCGAAGUAUUAUUGAUAGGCAUUUCUCCUUCUCCACAGCUACAGAGCACAAUACAAAUGCUGUGAUUUUGCAGUUAUAUACAGAGUUCAUUUGAACAUGUCAAGAAAAGAUUUAUUGAUAUUAAGCUUCUGUAAUUUUGAGAGCUGAUAAAUAGUAUUGGUAAGUGAGAACUUUAUCUAGAACCAGUGGAACAUAACAUGAGUCCCAGGCAAAAUUAUGUCCCAGUGUAUUAAUCUGUGUAGGCUCUGAAACUUUUCAGGAAACCCUUUUGCCCUUUCAAUGCCGAAGUGUCUGUCCCGGCUCUCUUCUUUCCUUGAGUACCUGAAUGGGUCACCAGCUGGUGGCAGUGCAUUUCACUGACGUCUUUGCUAACUAUUGGCAUUGAGGUAGUACCUAGAACACUUAUCUGUAAGAUACUGUACUUUGCCAAUAUGUAAUCUUACUAUUUAAGAUAAUCCUUGUCCCAGAUAAUUGACUCUAAAGAAGAAAAGAUGAAAAAAUAUCUGGAUACAAACUCCUGAAGAAUUGUACAUUAUGGUUAAGCUAAAAUAUAUUAUCUGGCUAAUGCAUGGUUAUAGUAAAAUAUUACACACCUUUGCAUUAUUCCUGUUAAAAUGUCUUGUUCAUGAAAAACACUUCUAUGUGAGUAAAAAAUUAAUUUCCAUGCUGCA